AUGGAAGAGGUUUGUUGUUUUUUUUUAUUUCAUUUUUAUGCUGUGUUCUUUGUUUUUUGAGGGAAACUGGGGCUAGCAAAAUUUUUGAAAGUCAAAUCAUGUAAAAUAUCAUGUAAAACAAUAUUUUUGAUCUGUUUUGCCUUAACCUGGUUACCAAAGAUUUGCUGUGAAAUGACCGUAACGAUGACGUCCGUAUUUUAGGUGAAGAUGAGCAGAGAUAUUGGAAUUCGUUUUCCCAAUCUCGGAGCCUUUGGAUCGGCUCAUACGGCCAAGAGAGACAGUACAGCCCAAUUGUCGACCAACCCAAACUCGCAGCUCUCCUCGCCGGCGGCUCAUCCGAACUGCGCAAGCUUUGGGAGUAUAGCACCGUCAAACGUCAAUGCGCCGAUGGGAAGCUCAAUCAGCAAUUCCGUCCACAAUUCACAGGUAGGGGAAGAGGACGGCAUGCGGGAUAUUCUGUUGGCUAUCGAUGACAAAAUUGGCUUUCCCCUAAAAUAAAUUGCCUUUGAUCGAGGGGGCAAUAGAGCUUUCCGUUGGGUCUAGGAGGCAUUCCGCAAACCGCAAAAUGCCUUCCUCUCGGACCUGAUCCAGUGGCAAAAAAAGUAUCAUUUGGCAUCCGGGAAGCGUCAAAAAUGUGGCAAAAUGCUUCCCCCCUCCAAGUGAAAAAACUUUGUUUUGAAGGGCUCCCGCUGUUUUUGUGUGGGAAAGAAAGGGCGCGUCCUUAAAAGCGAAGUUUUUUCACUUGGCGAAGGAAGCAUUUUGCCACAUUUUUGAUGCUUCCGGGAUGCAAAAUGGUACGUUUUUGCCAUUCGAUCAGAUCCCCCACUGUGUGUAGUACGUGUCAACUGCCAAUUUCCGCAAACACAGUUGAAAAAAUAUGCUUCCAGAAUCUCCAACCAGGAAUCUCGCCGACCACAGCCACCGCUCCCCCAUCCCUGAUGCGGUUCCCCUCGUACGGUGCCCAAAUGCUCUCAUCUCAGCGCAACUCGACCGGUUCCGACACUCGCUCAGCGUCGAUCUCCUUUCCCCGCUCUUCCAAGUACGAAAACAGCACGAACAGUAUGGCCAGCAACUCGGCCAACUCCGCGCAUAGCCUACAGGAUCGAUUAUCAUAA
Bursaphelenchus xylophilus (pine wood nematode) is the source of this 1115-nucleotide messenger RNA. NCBI's taxonomy places the organism in Eukaryota, Metazoa, Nematoda, Chromadorea, Rhabditida, Aphelenchoididae. The record is from the annotation of a GenBank genome assembly.